AUGUUCGAGGUUCAAAAGAUGCAGCAGCAGUUGUUUGUUCUGCUCCUGCUGUUGCCCUUAAGGCAAGUGCUCUCCAAGGAUGUACAGGAGUGCCAGCUCCUGCAGCACAGUAAUUACAUAUGCCGUGAAAUUGAGAGCUUUAAACAGCUGAACGAGCGCGUACAAAGCAAUUGGCAGAGUGUGCGUAUUGUAAACGAGCAUAGGGGUAUUGAGAAUGACGCAACAACACCAUUGCCCAAGUUGGCCGAGCUGCGCAGUUUGGAUCUGUCGGACUCAAAGGGCUUGACUUUGUCCGAAAAUGGUUUCAGGGACUUUGAGGCCCUGGAGCAACUGAAUAUCACGUACUGCCAGCUGGACAAACUGCAAGCGAAGCACUUGCAGGGCAUCGUCCAGCUGCGCAAUCUGGAUGCCAGCUUCAACGACAUACAAGAGAUUUCAAGAAACGCCAUGGAACAGCUGCCAAACUUGGUUUAUGCGAAUCUGUCGAACAACUUAAUCGCUUCUGUGGAGUUGCACGCUUUCAAGGACUUGAAGCACUUGCAGUUUCUGGAUAUGACCACCAAUGAGCAAGGAAAUGUGACCAUUGGUGACUGCCCGAGCUUGCUGUACCUGUCCAUAAGCAACAACAAUGUUAGAGAUUUCGCUUGGUGCCAUCUGCGAGGGCUUCCCAAGCUCCGGGAACUGCAUCUGCACAGUAACUGGCUGGAGGUGUUGGACACUGCCCUAUUUGAGACUCUGCCCGAGCUGCGUGUCCUCAAUGUGUCAAAUAACAAUAUUUAUGCAGUAAGUCCGGAACUUUUUACGGGCGCCAGUGGGGAGCAAGGAGCGCCUUUGCUGCUGCUGGACUACAGCUCGAAUAAUGUGAGAGUGCUGCCAGAUUUGGUUUUCAGCCGACUGAAUAGACUGGAGACGCUCAAUCUGUGGAGCAAUCAGUUGAGCGAGAUUGGCAGCAAAGCGUUUGUGGGAUUGAAGGCACUACGUUCACUCCGGUUGCAGGGCAACAAAAUUUCCAGAUUGCCCGAUAAUGUGUUUGCCAACUUAAAUAACCUGGAGCGUCUGGACCUGAGCCGAAAUACAAUCAGGGAGAUUGGGUCCAUGGUCUUUGGUGAAACGCUAUUUCGCAGGCUGACACAAUUGGAUCUGAGCGUCAACAGCAUUGAGGUGCUGCAUCCACUGGCCUUUGCAUCGCUGCCCUUCCUGCAGUCCCUCAAGCUGAAGAGCAAUAAGCUGACCCAUCUGGACGUUCGCAUGUUCGCCCCAUUACGUCGGCUGCAGGUUCUCACACUGAGCGAGAAUUGGCUGCCGGAAAUCGAGUCCGAUGUCCUGACACUGUUUGAACAGUUGCUCUCGUUGGAGAUCAACAACAAUCGAUUGACAUUUCUGCCCGCACUGAAUGCAACUCUGUCGCAAUUGCGUCGCAUUAGCGUCGAAGGCAAUCCCUGGCAAUGCGCCUGUCUCGACGAGCUUACUUCCUGGCUUGACACCCGCAAGGUGGCCUACGCCAACGCCCCUAAUGCCUACUUCAGUGGCCAGAAGCCGCUCUGUGUGGUGACGCCUGUGGCACAUUGUAUCAGGGACUUGGUAGCAGUUCGCGCCCACAGCAUCAUCGAGAGCUACGACAAGAUAUGA
Messenger RNA from Scaptodrosophila lebanonensis, 1629 nucleotides. RefSeq names its product protein artichoke. The transcript is spliced from 3 exons. Gene Ontology annotation, molecular function: protein binding. Gene Ontology annotation, cellular component: extracellular matrix. The record is from RefSeq and is a predicted model, not a curated record. NCBI's taxonomy places the organism in Eukaryota, Metazoa, Arthropoda, Insecta, Diptera, Drosophilidae. The coding region runs from base 1 to 1629 and encodes 542 amino acids.